This is a messenger RNA of Gadus morhua (Atlantic cod), 1092 nucleotides long. Its product is annotated as troponin I, fast skeletal muscle. Gene Ontology annotation, biological process: cardiac muscle contraction; skeletal muscle contraction. The transcript is spliced from 6 exons. NCBI's taxonomy places the organism in Eukaryota, Metazoa, Chordata, Actinopteri, Gadiformes, Gadidae. Gene Ontology annotation, cellular component: troponin complex. The record is from RefSeq and is a predicted model, not a curated record. The coding region runs from base 264 to 812 and encodes 182 amino acids.
UGCCACCGGUCUGGCGUCAGCCGUCUGAUGGUGACCCUCACUGUCUGGAAUGCAGCAAAGAAAGAAACAUCACACAGACAACUGCUGCCCUGCUCACUCCCUCCAAAAUAGAAAGUCUUUGUGUCUCCUCCUUAGAAAGGUAUGGUGCAGGAUGCCACAGGCCCAUGAGGAAAAGGGUUUAGGGGAGGAGGGCAGUGUGCUGAGCCUCCAUGUGAAUAUAGGGCUUGGAUCCGAGGGCAUUGACCAUCUCUUCCCCUCCACUGAUGGACUUUCUUCAUAGCAAGAUGUCGGAGAAGAAGGUGUCCAGCAGCCGGAAAAGCAAACUGAAGAGCUUGUUGCUUCAGAUUGGCCAGUCCAUGCUGGAACAGGAAUCCCUCGAGGUGGAGAGAAGGAAAAUAAGUUACAUGGAGGAGAAGUGCCCUCCUCUCAACUUCCCUCAGUCUAUGCCGGAGCUCCAGGAGCUCUGUGAGAAGCUUCACAAUCAGAUCGACCUGGUGGACGAAGAGCGGUAUGACGCGGCGGGAAAAGUUUCAAAGUCAAGGAUGGAGAUUGAUGACCUGAAGAUGGUGGUGCAGGAUCUGAACGGCAGGUUUAAGAAGCCUGCUCUGAGGAGGGUGAGGAUGUCUGCCGAGGCCAUGGUGGCCGCCCUCCUGGGAUCCAAACACAAAGUGUCCAUGGACCUCAGGGGUAACCUCCAACAGGUUAAGAGGGAGGUCAAAGAGGAGGAGAAACACACUGGAGACUGGCGAAAGAAUAUCGAAGACAAGUCUGGCAUGGAUGGAAGGAAGAAGAUGUUUGAGACAGAGGCCUAAAUGUCACAAAUGCCUCAUUUGAAUGCAGUUGUGGAACUGAUUUUAUAUUUUCACUUUAUAUUAUUGAUCACUUUAGAUAUUUCUUAACCAAUAUGUAUUAAUUCUCGUUGGUUCCUAUAAAAAAAAAAAAUGUUGGCGUUGCUUUUUUCAGAAUAAUGGUAUUUUAAAACUCACAAACCAUUAACUAGUGUUUCUGCUAACAUUGAUGACAAAAUCAUCGAAGAAAUAGAAAAACAAAGAUAACAUAUCUCUCUAUCUCACACACACGUACACACACGCG